Acanthoscelides obtectus is the source of this 1230-nucleotide messenger RNA. NCBI's taxonomy places the organism in Eukaryota, Metazoa, Arthropoda, Insecta, Coleoptera, Chrysomelidae. The record is from the annotation of a GenBank genome assembly.
AUGCAUUCAACGUGGCAUCCAGAGGUGAAAUCAUUAGCAAGCUCAGAUGGUGGUGUGUUGCGCCUGCUUGCGAGUUACUUGGAGAACCGCAAGAUCAAGAUAGAACUUGUCGCACUUCUAGCUAGACUGAUACCCAAGAUUGGAGGUUCGCAAGCGAGCGACUUUAGGUUCAGUGGCUUACUUUGCUAUGGUAUUCGCAUCACCGAUAUGAGAAGAGGUCAUGAGGCUGGCAAGUCAAUACUGACGGAUAAAGAUCUUGAGGCAAUUCUAAAUGAUAGUGACUUCUACUUGAGCGAUGAUGAGGAAGAAGUCGUCCCUGAAGUCAAUGACACAAUUGAGGCAAGUGAUGUCGAGGAGGCUGUUCUUGAGCCGCCAGACGCAGAUCCAGUUCCUGAUACCGUUGAAGAGGAGACUGACGAUGAUGUACCUUUGUCCAAAAUAAGAGACCAGCUACGUCAGAAGCACAAAAAAAACAAAAAAACGAGGAAAAAUGGAAAAGAGGAGUUUUUGAAAAUCGAGAAGAAGUCUACCUUGAUCCGGAAUGGCAGGUACAAGAUGAUCAUGAGUAUAGUCAGUCUACUGGAUCAUUUACUGACACAAGGAAUAUUGGGAACGGGAACAAUUAUGAACAACCUGAUUCCACGAGAUUUUAGAAACAAAAUGAAAAAUGAUAAAGAGCUGCUCUCAGAAGGUCGCGGUUCCUUCGACGAAUUCAUAAGAGAAGACAAAAAAUGUACCAUUCUCAAAUGGAUGGACAACAGAUCAGUUACAAUGGCAUCAUCAUCAACAGGUUCUGCACCGCAAACAGACGUACGUCGAUGGGAUAAAAAGAAUUCAAAAUAUAUUCUUGUCCCAUGUCCAAAUUCUGUAACUAGUUACAACCGUUCUAUGGGAGGAGUAGACUUGUGUGAUAGACUAAUAUCUUAUUAUCGAAUCUGUAUGCGAACCAAAAAAUGGCCAGUGAGAGUUUUCUGGCAUUUUAUCGAUCUAUCAAUCACAAAUUCAUGCAUCGAAUACCGACAAGACUGCAACGCUCGUGGAGAUAGGAAAAGCUCAAUCAUGGAUUUACUUGAAUUCAAAUUGUAUAUUGGAAAAUGUCUUGCCCUUGGGGCACAAACAACAGUUUCCCAAGAUCCUAGUCCAUCCACCCCAGAUGAAGAAUCGAGCCGACCUGCUAAAAAAUGCAAGAAGAAAUUUGUGUAUUUCCCCAGAAAGGCAAUGUUUCUUUGA